Lepus europaeus (European hare) is the source of this 1077-nucleotide messenger RNA. Its product is annotated as olfactory receptor 6V1. Gene Ontology annotation, biological process: G protein-coupled receptor signaling pathway. Gene Ontology annotation, cellular component: membrane. Lineage: Eukaryota; Metazoa; Chordata; Mammalia; Lagomorpha; Leporidae. The record is from RefSeq and is a predicted model, not a curated record. Gene Ontology annotation, molecular function: olfactory receptor activity.
AUGUCCACAACAUCCCAAAGGAGUUCUUUGACUUUGUUAUCUCAGAGCGUGAAAGUGAAGAAGUUCAGGAAAGGGAUCCUUGGGGCUGGCACUGUGUCAGACAAUCAGAGGCAAGCCCUUCAGUGUGGCCAGGUCCUGAAAGGUGUAUCAGGGACUCUGCCUCCAAGAGGGACCCAGCCCUGGAUUGUGGCAAAUCUGAGCUACCCUUCUGAACUUGUCCUCUUGGGCUUCUCCUCCCUCGGGGAACUGCAGGUCCUUCUGUGUGGGCCCUAUCUCCUUUCCUUCAUGGGAAACACCAUCUACGUAGUCAUGGUCAUAGCUGACACCCACCUACACCAGCCCAUGUACUUCUUCCUGGGCAAUUUUUCCUUGCUGGACGUCAUGGUGACCAUGAUGGUGGUACCCUGGAUGCUCUCAGACAUGCUGGUCUCCAACAAAGCCAUCUCCUUCACUGGCUGCAAGGUCGAGUUCCACUUUUACUUUUCCUUGAGUUCCACCUCCUUCUUCACCCUUGACCACUUACUGGCCAUCUACUCACUGCAUUACAGUACUUUGAUGAACUGGGCUGUGUGAGCUCGGCUGAUGCGGGCUGCCUGGCCAACCCCUUUCCUAGCCAUGGUCCUCACUGUCCUUCUGAGAGGAACUCUCAACUAUUGUCAUGGCCACAUCAUUAACCACUUCUGUGACAACAUACCUCUGCUACAGUUGUCCCGCUCAAACAACCUGCUGGAAUUCUGGGACUUUCUGAUGGCCCGCUCCCUUCUAGUGCCCCUCAUCUCUUAGGGCUACAUCAUGACCACUGUGCCGAGAAUCCCCUCAGGCAGCAGCUGCCAGAAGGCUUUCUCCACAGGUACGUCUUAAUUCACUCUGGUCUACAUCAGCUACAGUAGCACUAUCUUCCCAUAUGGCAGGCCUGGCAAGGCACACUCUGUGGACGUCAACAGGGGAAACUUGGUGAUGGCCAUCCUCGCCCCCUUCCUCAGUCCCUUCAUCCUUACCUUCUACAAUGAGGUGGUCAAGGUUGUGCUCCAGGGGUGGAUGCCGAGACUGAAACGCCUUCACAAAGCACUGUGCUGA